Lachancea dasiensis is the source of this 2145-nucleotide messenger RNA. Lineage: Eukaryota; Fungi; Ascomycota; Saccharomycetes; Saccharomycetales; Saccharomycetaceae. The record is from the annotation of a GenBank genome assembly.
AUGAACUUUCUAUUCAAAUCUAUAUCAGGUUUCCAAUUCCCGUAUUCGCUGGAGUCCGAACCAUUGGCCUCCACGCCCAUCUGGCAAGCUGUUAACGGACAUCGAAAAUCCGACUCUCUGCCAGUGACGGUGUUCAGUUUCGAUAAACGCGCUGGAGAUGGUGGUUUAGGCGACCUAGUGGCCAAUGCUGUCUACAACUUCAAGGUAUUGAAAUUGCCCGGCAUAGUGAAGGUUUUGGACGUGCUGGAGUCGAAUCCCAGCACCAGCUAUGUGGUUACGGAAAGAGUGCAACCGUUGGAGACGCAAAACUUAAGUCAACAGGCCCUGAAUCUGGGUCUUUACCAGCUAACAGAGACCCUUGAGUGUCUUCAUAACCAGGCGAAAGUCGUACUAGCAACGUUGUCUACGGGAACAGUUUUUGUUAACGAACGAGGCGAAUGGCGUAUAUUCGGGCUAGAGUUGUGUUCAAAAUUAUCAGAUCUAACUCAUCUAAAACGCUGGGCAGGCACCUACAAGAAUCUGGUAUCAGGUACAAAACUCGAUAUUCCCGCGCUCACUACCUCCAAUGCAGAUUCUAUGCUGCUGGCAAGGUUUGUAUCCUCGGUUUAUUCGCAUCGUCCUGCCCAAUGGAACCCUUUGCUAUCAAGCCUCGAGCAGGGUAGGCUGACCCUUGCGCAGUUCAUUGCGAGAGCUAAAGAAACCCGGCCCUUCCAGUCGACCCUCGUUUAUGUCUACUUAGACCUAAAGGAGUUUCACAUCAAAGAUCCACAAGGCAAAAUUGUUGCAAUGAUGGACCUACAGCGCAAAAUAAUGGAGGACCCUAAAGCAUUGAGGGGUUGUACACCUGGAUUUGUGGAGCACUACCUGAUACCGGAAGUGGCGCAAUGUAUAGCGGCUGUCUUGGAUGUUCAAGCUCAGCAGCCAAUGGCCACAAACACCACCAGUGUUUUAUCGUUUGUGGCACUACUUUUGGAGCUUACUUGCUCUGAAGAUCCAAUUACCGAUUCAAAGCCAGUAUUUGACAAAUAUGUCAAGCCACUGAUCUUCGACAAUUUCAAGCAGCCCGAUAGACAGGUGAGAUUCCUGCUUCUAGUGUACUUUGCCAAAUAUAUCUCCAAGCUCUCUAACUCCGAGAUUUCAGACCGCAUUUUCCCACAUUUUGUACAAGGAUUGGCGGAUAACGAUGAAACUAUGAGAAUACAGACAUUGAAGCGGAUCCCAGAUAUCGUGCCAAUGAUAAACGAGCGUCAACUCAACAACGAUCUCCUGCGGCACCUUGCCAAGACCCAGGUUGAUGCUAACGUGGAGAUUAGAGUGUGGACUAUAUUGACCAUAUCGGGUCUUUCUAAGAAGCUCUCUGCAUCUAACAAUAGGUCCGGUAUAUUAGCGACGGCCUUUACCAAAUCGCUAAAAGACCCACAAAUUAAACCCAGACUUGCCGCCCUGUAUGGACUCGAAACAUCACUCGAGCUAUUCGACGUCGAAACUAUAGCCAACAAGAUUUUAACAGUGAUUGCUCCUAGUCUGCUUGAUAAAAACCAACAGGUGAGAAGCAAGGCAAAAACGCUUUUUCGCGUUUACUUGUCAAAAUUAGAGCUUGAAGCUGAAGAGAUUCCUACAGAUAACAGUGAGGAAAUUGCUGUAAAUUUUGGGGCGAGUUUUAUUCAGGACGACGCCAACGUCGUCGAUAAGUUUAUGGAAACUCUCAGAUUUUCUAGCCCACCUGUUAUGGAACAGCAUAACGGCGACACGAUUUCUAAAGCACAAAGCGACGCUGGCUGGGCCUCAGAAGAGGCUACAUGGCAGGGGACGGGAGUCUGGGAAGAUUCGAAAACAGAUGAUACAUUUGGGAAGGCGGAAACGCCAGCUAAUGUGAGAGUGUCUUCUAAAGGCAAGCCUCCAGGUGCUUCUUUUUCAGGUAACGUGAGAAUUCAGAAGUCGUGGAAUGAUGAGUUGGAGGAGGAUGAUUGGGACUCAUGGAACAAUGCUACCGAUUUACAAACGCAAACAAAGGCCCCUAAAAAAAACCAAAGCUUGAAUUCCAAACAUGUUCCGAAUAACGAAUCUCUCAUGGCCAAAGAAGAGGAUCUUUAUGACCACUUUGAGGAUGAUGCCGCCGAGGAUGGAUGGGGCGAUGAGUGGUAA